GCUGAAUUCAGCUCAAUUAUGAAGGCUGAUCAAUGACUGGACAUCUGUGAUUGUUUCUCAGUGUCUGCUAGAGUUUCUGCUGGAGAUCACACUCUUCAGGUCCAUCAUGGAGGACACACACUCUUCAGGAGAUCAGGAUUUGAUUACAGGAUGCAGCUCACGUAAGAGGAAGACAGCAGAAGCAGAGCCCAGCUGUGUGUCUCUGAAGAGUGACGCGUCUAUGAAUCAACCAUUAAAAUUUAGUAUUGAACACACACGACCUGUUCUCAGUGUGGAUAGAGAAGAUCAGACUGGAGACCUGCAGCAGGAUUCAGUCCAACCAGAACAUGAUGAACUCCAGAGAGUCAAAGAGCAGCACAAAACCAGCAUGAAGAACAGGUAUGAGAGAUUAUUUGAGGGAAUCAACCAUCGAGAGACUCAAACCCUCCUGAACAGGAUCUACACACAGCUCUACAUCAUAGAAGGAGAGAGUGAAGGAGUGAAUGAAGAACAUGAGGUUUUACAGAUGGAGACAAGAGCCAGAACAGAACCCUCACAACACACUCCAGUCUACUGCAAUGACAUCUUUAAAGCCUCAGCUGGAGCAGGACAUGAGGAGAAGAUCAAGAAGAAGAAAGCCCAGAUCAAGACUGUUCUCACUAAAGGCAUCGCUGGAAUCGGGAAAACCGUCUCUGUGCAGAAGUUCAUUCUGGACUGGGCCGAGGGAAAAGACAAUCAGGAUGUAGAUUUCAUGUUUGUGCUUCCAUUUCGAGAGCUGAACUUGAUCAGAGAUCAUCAGUACAGUCUUCACAGACUUCUGCUGGACUUUCAUCCUGAACUUGAAGAUCUGGAGCCCAAGAUUUAUGAGCAGUGUAGAGUUGUGUUCAUCUUUGAUGGUCUGGAUGAAAGCAGAAUCACACUCAACUUUUCAGAUGAGGAGAAAGUUUGUGCUGUGACUGAAUCUUCAUCAGUGGCUGUGUUGAUGUGGAGCCUCCUGAAAGGAGAUCUGCUUCCCUCUGCUCUCAUCUGGAUCACCUCCAGACCAGCAGCAGCCCAUCAGAUCCCCUCCAGAUACAUCAACCGUCUGACAGAAAUUCAGGGAUUCACUGAGCCUCAGAAGGAGGAAUAUUUCAGGAAGAGAAUCAGCGACGAGCAUCUAGUCAGCAGAAUCAUCUCCCACAUCAGAAGAGCAAGAAGCCUCCAGAUCAUGUGCCACAUACCCGUCUUCUGCUGGAUCUCCUCCACUGUGCUUCAGAAGCUCCUGGAAGAAGAUCUGAGAGCAGAAAUCCCUCAAACUCUGACUGAGAUGUACAUCCACUUCCUGCUGAUUCAGAUCAACAUGAGGAAUCAGAAGUAUGAAGAGAGAGAUCCAGAGAAACUCCUGCAGUCCAGCAGAGGAGUGAUCCUCAAACUUGCUGAAGUGGCUUUCACACAGCUGAUGAAGGGCAAUGUGAUGUUCUAUGAGGAGGACCUGAUUGAGAGCGGCAUAGACGUCACUGACGCCUCAGUGUAUUCUGGGAUCUGCACUGAGAUCUUCAAGGAGGAAUCUGUGAUUCAUCAGAGGAAAGUCUACAGCUUCAUCCAUCUCAGCUUUCAGGAGUUUCUGGCUGCUUACCAUGUGUUUUACUGCCAUUUAACAAAGAACACAGAAGAGCUGGAGUUGAUUUUUGAAAAAUAUUCAUAUAAUCAACAUCUACAGGACGUGUCUGAGAAAUCUCUGUUUAAACUCCUCAGUUCAGCAGUAGAUAAAGCUGUAGAGAGCAGUAAUGGUCAUCUGGAUCUGUUCCUGCGGUUCCUGCUGGGCAUCUCACUGGAGUCUAAUCAGAGACUCUUACAGGAUCUGCUGACACACACAGAGGAGAGCUCAGAGAGCAUCAGAGACACCACACAGUACAUUGAAGAGAUGAUCAAGGGAGAUGAUGAACGUCUCUCAGCUGAAAGAUCCAUCAAUCUGUUGCUCUGUCUGCUGGAGGUGAAAGAUCAGACUCUGUCCAGAGAGAUUCAGGAGUUUGUGAAAUCAGACAAACGCUCAGAGGAGAGACUCACUCCUGUUCAAUGUUCAACAAUCGCCUAUAUGCUUCAGAUGUCAGAGGAGCCGCUGGAUGAGUUUGAGCUGCAGAAAUUCAACACAUCAGUUGAGGGAAGACAGAGACUAAUACCAGCUGUGGGAAACUGCAGAAGAGCUCUGCUACAGGGCUGUAAGCUCCCUGCUCAGUGCUGUGAGAGUUUGUCUUCAGCUCUACAAUCCUCAAACUGUGUCCUGAGAGAGCUGGACCUGAGGAACAAUGACCUGCAGGAUUCAGGAGUGAAGCUUCUCUCUGAUGGACUGAAAAGUCAACACUGUAAACUGGAGACACUGAGACUGGUCAUGUGUAAUCUCACUGUUCAGUCCUGUGAGAGUUUGUCUUCAGUUCUACAAUCCUCAAACUGUGUCCUGAGAGAGCAGGACCUGAGUAACAAUGACCUGCAGGAUUCAGGAGUGAAGCUUCUCUCUGAUGGACUGAAGAGUCCAAUCUGUAAACUGGAGAUACUGAGAUUGUCUGGCUGUAUGGUGACAGAGGAAGGCUGUGGUUUUCUGUCUUCAGCUCUGACUUCAAACCCCUCACACCUGAGAGAGCUGGAUCUGAGCUACAAUCAUCCAGGAGAUUCAGGAGUCAAGCUGCUCUCUGACCAACUGGAGGAUCCAAACUACACACUGGACAAACUCAAUCUGGAUCAUGGAGGAGUGAAGGAGAUUACUGCAGGACUCAAAAAAUAUGGCCGUUUCCUUGCACUGGAUCCAAACACAGCACACACUCAACUCAUUCUGUCUGAGAACAGAAAGGCAACCCUUGUGGAAGAGAAUCAGCCGUAUCCUGAUCAUCCAGACAGAUUUGAUGUUCGUACUCAGGUGUUGUGCAGAGAGAGUGUGUGUGGACGCUGUUACUGGGAGACUGACUGGAGUGGAUAUGGUGUGUGUAUAGCAGUGUCAUAUAAGAGCAUCAGCAGGAAGGGAGGAGAAGAGUCUUGGUUUGGAUAUAAUGAUCAAUCCUGGAGUUUGUUCUGCUCUCCCUCCAAUUUCUCAUUCACACACAAUAACAGACAGACUCUUCUCCUAGCAAAGCCAAUUAGCCGUAGAAUAGGAGUGUUUGUGGAUCACAGUGCAGGAACUCUGAUCUUCUACAACAUCAGAGGAGACACAAUGAGCCUCAUCCACUCAGUCCAGACCACAUUCACUGAGCCACUCUACCCUGGGUUCUGGGUUUAUUAUUCUGGAUCAUCAGUGAAACUGUGUUGAAGGCUGAGACUGAGGAGAGAUUUCCCCAUAGUCCUCUGCUUUGCAGGAUCGCAGGUCCUGAUUCUGCAGAGUUCAAGUGUGAAGCCUAUGAUACAGUGUUUCAACCAAUUAGAUGUGUGUGUGUGCAGUAGUUGGUCAUGUGACGCAAUAGAGCAAGUUUAGGCAGUAGAUAAGGCCAGUGCUAUGCAGUUGCUAGUGUAGUCUGGGUGGUUGCUAGGGUACACUGAUUAGUUACUAGACAAGCCUCACUUACCUGUUUGAUCAAAUAUUAAUACUUAGUAAGCAUUGAUAUAUUUUAAUUCAUAUUUUAUCGAAUUAAUCUAGAAUGUUUUGUUAUUAAUACUAGUAAGCAUUCCAGCAUGUUGUAGCACCUAGCUAAUCAUUAUUAGCAUGUAGUUAGUCACUGCUAGCAUGUAUAGUGUUAAGGAAGUCUCAUUUUUAGCAUGAGGCAAACAAGGCAAUCCCCACAUCUCUACAAUGUACUGAUAGCUGAUGAUAAAUGGUUGCUAGGGUACUCUGUUUUGUUGCUAUGGGAGUGGUUACAGAGUGAACUUAAGUGUGGUUGGUUGCGUCAGGAUGUCCUAGCGCCCCAGGGGUACAACUGUUACCUCCUUGUGGGGUAUGUUCUUACUCCGGCUGCAAACCUCAUCAGGUUUUGUAAAUCUCAUGUUUCUACACACUUGGUGCUAUGAUGCCUCAACGUUUGGCACAUUGUUAAGUCAAUACAGUCUGUGUGGCCAAAAACCCUUAUAAAAGUCAUAGCACACAGAUCCAUUUUAAGGGUCUGGGAUGAAAAUUGCGAGACUCUGUACUGUUGGCCACCUUAAGACUUGUUUGCAGGAAGAAUGGGACAAAAUGACACCUGAAACUCUUGAUCACUCUGUGUCUUCAGUCGCUAAACGUCUUUUAAGUGUUGUGAACAGGAACGGCAGCAUUACAAACUGGUCAAGUUUAAUGUGGAUAGGCCUCUUAGGACAUUUUAUUCUUCGUUUAUUGAGUCUGUUUCAACUUUUGCAGUAAUAUGCUGGCUUGGUCAUUUGAGGGUGACAAGUAAAAACAGACUUUCUAAAGUUGUUCAUCAAUCUCAAAUAGGGAUGCUCAUUUCGGAUAAUUUUGCCAACCGACAACCGCAGCUCGUUAACGGGUUAUUAACGGUUAACUGGUCAGAUUAAUAUUAAAUUAGUAUUUAAUAAAAAAAAAUGAAUAAUUCACGUGUCUAUUUUGUGACACAUUAAAUUUAGGUUUAUUUAGGUUUAUUUUAACAUGCGAGCAACCGCAUACAGAACAACGGAGCAUAUUCACGCACCUGCGGGGUUCCAACUGCAUAGAAAUAAGAAUAAACUUAAAAAUAAAAAGAAUAAAAUAAAUAGGCCUGCUUUUUUCACUUAAAAGACAAAUUUAGAUUACGAAACAAAAAAGCAGACUCAACCUUUUAAGAACCGGAAUAUGCUGCUUGUCUAGCGGGUUUUUUUCUUCCGUCAAAUACAAAUAGCAGGCUAUCUCAAACCGAUCACUUGAUUUGAGAUCGCCCACGGAAAAUAGACCUAGGCCUAUGCAUUUAAUUUAAGGAUACUCGUUUCGGGUAAUUUUCCCAACGAUAACUGCUAUUUUUCCAAAUAUUAACUGAUUAAUAAAUUGUCAUUUAAUGAAAAAAGAUUGAAAGAAAAAAGAAUUCACGAGUGUUUGACACAUUAAAUAUUGCAUUUUUAAAAACAUUUAUUUAACGUGUGCUAACAGCAAAUUACAGAACAUAUCAACAACAGAAAGAACCUGGAUACAAUUUUUUCAUGCACCAGCAGCGUUUCCAACAGCAUAGAAAACAGAAUAUAGGGCUAAAUAAAUUAAACAGAAUAAACUAAAUGGCCUGCAGUCCUGCACAUAAUAUUUUUCAAUUGAUUAAAUUAAAAGAGUAGGUUAGGCUACUAAACGAAACCAUAAUGGAUUAUUUUAAAGAACCUAGCCUAGCUAUGUUGUUCUUUCCAAUCAUCGAAAAAAAAAAAUCCCUCCGUCAAAUAAAAAACAGGCCUACCUCAAACAACAAAGUGUCUAAUUUUAUUUUAAAAAGUAACACAUCUACGUGCUGUGGGGAUAAUCUGGAGCGCAACCUGUUGACAGUUAAUCCUGCGGCAGAAAAGACCCUCUCAGAUGGCACAGAUGUCCCGGGAAUACAGAGAUGCCGCCUCGCUAGAAUGGCCAGCGUCGGGAAGCGCCUUUCAUUUGCUUUCCACCAGUCAAGAGGAUUCAUAUCCAAAGAGGGCGGAUUGUCUCUCAAAUAAAUGGCCACCUCUGCUUCUGGAAGAUCAUUGUCUUCUUGUGGAGUGGCAUAAUCUUCUCCAAGGAGCAACAUCAUGGCAUUGCUCUGGCUGCAUUGUGUGCUGUGGGCACCAGCGGACGCCGCUUUCUCAUCGCCUCCCGUGGCCGUUUUUAAAGCAGAGCACAUGUUUAUAAGUAUCGCCUUCGCGGCUUCUUUUUCAGCUUGCGCAAGGUAACGGAGGUGUUUAUGGCGUGGAUCCAGCAGAGAGGCAAUCAGCGCUGGUUUCGCAAUGAACUCCUCUGUGUCAGCCUUUACCCAAACAGUAUCCUUAUAAACAAUGCAUAAUAAUAAUAAUAAUAAUAAUAAUAUCAACCCCCAUGCGGUCGCUAAAGGACUUUCGCCUUGAACUCUGCCACUCUGAUGUCAUCCUCGUCGGCCCUCAUCAGAUGCGUGUUGAGGAGGCUGAAGAUGAUGGGGUAAAUGUUGGAAAUUGACACGUUUUUUUUUCUGCCGACAUUACUGUGGUUGCACAUUUUAAAGUUUCCAACACUGGCGCAAUCUCAGCCAUUAUAUGCCAGUAUUCGUCUCGCAUCUCGACGACACACGAUUGCACGUGUUAAGGACCGUGAGUUCUUAACAAACAUGCGUCGCAUAUUUAUUUAUUAUUUUAAAAUGUAUAAGGAUAUAACAAUACUACUAAUAAUAUUAAUGUUAUUAUUAAAUGACAAUAUAAUAAUGAAAAUAUUAAUAAUAAUAAUAAUUUUAAACCGUUUAACUGAUAACAUUAAUUGGUCAAAAGUGCACCCUUUCGGUUAACGGUUAAACGGUCAAUGUGAGCAUCCCUAAUCUCAAAAGAUCUGGGCACAAAUCUUAAUAGUAUUGGACACGUGUAUGAGUAGAGAGAGUCAUAAAGAAGGUUAUGUCCAUUUUAGCAGAUGAGAACCACCCACUUUAUUUAAAGGUUUGCCUUCUGCCAUCAGGCAGAAGGUUUACUUAUUGUAGACGGGCACGGUCCAACAGAUAUUUGUAUUCAUUUGUUCCGACUGCAGUUGGGUUACUAAACAAGCUUUAAGUUGUUUUCUUCAGGAUUUUAUUGUUUAUUGUUAACUUUAUGUUGUUGAGUGUGACUUGUUGCUGUUAACUAUCGCUGUGUUGCCCUUCGGGGAUAAUAAAGACA
This is a messenger RNA of Danio aesculapii, 6687 nucleotides long. Its product is annotated as NACHT, LRR and PYD domains-containing protein 12-like. The record is from RefSeq and is a predicted model, not a curated record. Gene Ontology annotation, molecular function: protein binding. The coding region runs from base 107 to 3256 and encodes 1049 amino acids. Lineage: Eukaryota; Metazoa; Chordata; Actinopteri; Cypriniformes; Danionidae. The transcript is spliced from 8 exons.